AUGGGAUUUAUGCCCCUCAACGGCCGCAACGACCCCUCGGACACAAUGGGCGAGGGCGACAUCCCACUCAGACAAGUUCAGACAGCAAGCUCCACCGGCGCCAGGCGGCAGAAUCAGACACUCGAAGACAUGGAACUCGAGCAGUCCUCCUCCGCCGAGGAGAAGAAGACCGGCCUGUUCCACCGCAAGUCAAAGAAUGAGAAUGCUGGUCCUGCCGGCAGGAGGAAGAAUGUCAAGGCCCUGGGAGACGCCGGCAGGAAGGGCACCUAUGGCGACGAGGGUGGCCUGAACGCCAUGGGCCGUAUCUACAACAAGAUCAUCGGCUUCUCCGUUGUCACUCGAUACAUGGUCUACAUCGCACCCGUUGCCCUCUUUCUGGCUGUCCCCCUCAUAGUCAUCCCUAUUACCGGCCACUACGAGGAUACACGCGUGGGCGGCACCCAGAAAUCCAAUGCCCCUCGACUCUUCGAUCUCUUCUUAUGGAUCGAGAUUUCCUGGCUGGCCCUCUGGGGUGGCAAGAUUGUCGCCCAUUUCUUGCCUCCCAUCUUUAUGUUCUUCUGCGGAGUUGUUAGCUCGGGCACCCGAAAAUAUGCUACUGUUAUCAAGAACUUGGAGAUUCCCUUCUCCCUCUUGCUCUGGGCACUGUGCUCGUGGCUUGUGUUCCGGUUCAAGUUCCAGAUCAACAAUGGCGACGACCUACAGUGGGUCUACGUUAUGGGCCGGAUCUUGGGCUCGCUCUUUGUAUCGUCCUGCGUCCUUCUCGGGGAGAAAGCCAUCAUUCAGCUGAUCAGCAUUACAUACCACCAGCGCUCGUUCGCCAACAGGAUCAAGGACUCGAAGCGCGAGGUUUUCUUGCUCGGUUUAAUGUACGACGCCUCCAGGACGCUGUUUCCCAUGUGGUGCCCGGAAUUUUCCGAUGAGGACUAUAUCAUCAACGAUAGUAUCGAGAUGAUGCUUUCGGGUGGCAAGAAGCGCAUGGCUCGCGGCCACAAAAAGUCGGGAUCUGUCACGCCUAUGAACUUUAUCGGCGGGGCUGCUGGAGGAAUCGGGCGAGUGGGCGACAAGAUAACCUCUGUGUUCGGAAACCUUGCCUCCGAGAUCACCGGAAAGCAGGUAUUCAACCCAAAUUCUGCCCACUCGAUCGUCGUGGAGGCCCUUGAGAAGGUCCCAUCUUCUGAAGCUCUGGCACGCCGUAUCUGGAUGUCCUUCGUGGUAGAAGGCAACGAUUCGUUGUACGCAGAAGACAUCAUCGAGGUUCUCGGGCCAGGGCACAAGGAGGACGCCGAAGAAUGCUUCGAGGCCAUCGACGCCGACAUGAACGGCGACAUCAGCUUGGACGAGAUGGUGCGCAAGGUCGUCGAGACCGGCAAGGAGAGGAAGGCCAUCUCCAACAGCAUGAAGGAUAUCGGGCAGGCGCUUCGCGUCCUCGAUUCGGUCCUCCUGUUCGUUGUCAUCCUGAUUGUGGUCUUCAUCUUCUUGUCCUUCUUCAACAGCAGCUUUGUGACCACACUUGCCAGCGCAGGAACAGCCCUUCUCUCGCUCUCAUUUGCCUUCUCUGUCACUUGUCAGGAGUUCCUCGGUUCUUGCAUUUUCCUUUUCAUCAAGCAUCCCUAUGACGUGGGUGACCGGAUCGAUGUUAGCAGCGAACAGAUGGUCGUCGAGAAGAUCUCACUGCUCUACACGGUCCUUACUCGUAUUGAUAAGAUGCAGGUUGUGCAGGUACCGAAUAUUGUUCUGAACAACCUUUGGAUCGAAAACGUCACUCGCAGCAAAGCUAUGAAGGAGGUCAUCGAGGUCAACAUCUCCUUCGACACAUCAUUUGAGGAUGUUGAGCUCCUCCGCGUAGAGAUGGAGAAAUUCGUGCGCCAUGCCGACAACUCUCGAGACUUCCAGCCUGACCUCGCCAUUGGCGUGGGCAGUGUGGGAGACCUCGACAAGCUUACGCUCAAGAUCGCCAUCAAGCACAAGUCAAAUUGGCACAACGACGCUGUCCGUGCCACCAGGAGAUCCAAAUUUAUCUGCGCUCUUGCUCUUGCCCUCAAAAAGGUUCCUAUCUACGGCCCAGGUGGCGGUGCAGAGCCAUUGGGUGGACCGACCAACCCAGCCUACUCUGUUACCGUGGACGACGGCUUUGCUGCUAGCGCUCGUAAGAAGGCCGAGGAGGCUGCUGACGCCCUGCGAAUUGCGCCUCUCAAGCCCAAGCGAGGUGUCUCGACCAAGGUUCAGCACAUGAGCGAAAAGCAGGCCGUCGCAGAGCUGAAUACGCGCCCACCACUGGAAGGCAUGGAUUCCAACUACGCCUCCAACCGUGAUAUUGUGGACGAGCGUACCGAGUCCACGACGCUGAACUCUAGGGAUGUUUCGGCAGAGCGGCACCGGUCCGACAACCUCGAGCAGAUCCGCCAGGACCUCGUCAAGCGGGAGAACACGCGUGGUCGCAGGAAAGCGGGCGAGGGCGUUCCUGGCGUGCCGCUUAGCUCGAUGAGCCCCGGCUUGACAGUCACGCAGUACGACAACGAUGGCAACGCCAUAGUCGGUGGGCAUCGUCAGAUGUCAUACGACGUCGUCCCUGGCCAGGCAGGCGGCAUGAGCAGCCCUUAUGGCGGGAUUGGAGUUGCAAGCUCGCCAGGCUACGGAGCGGUGCCCAAUGUCUCGCCGGGUAUAGCUGCCGCAGCGGCUCAGAGCUAUUCACUCUACCCCACGGAUAUGUACUCACCGCCCGGACCAGGCCAGGACCCUCACGAGCAGAUGACCCUGCCCGGACAAGCUAUCACAGGCCCGGCAGGUCCAUCAUCGUCCGAGGGACGAGUCCUGGUUGCCCCUCAGGCACACGGUGCUCGCCAAAGGGGUGCUAGUGUCUCUCAGGCUCUGGAAGAGCGCGAACGAGAAGAGCAGGCGCGAAGGCAGCAGCAGGGCCAGGGAGGCCAAGGACGGCAGUAUACGAAGUAG
Messenger RNA from Diaporthe amygdali, 2949 nucleotides. RefSeq lists its product as uncharacterized. The coding region runs from base 1 to 2949 and encodes 982 amino acids. The record is from RefSeq and is a predicted model, not a curated record. The transcript has 2 exons. Gene Ontology annotation, biological process: intracellular calcium ion homeostasis; calcium ion transmembrane transport. NCBI's taxonomy places the organism in Eukaryota, Fungi, Ascomycota, Sordariomycetes, Diaporthales, Diaporthaceae. Gene Ontology annotation, cellular component: membrane. Gene Ontology annotation, molecular function: calcium ion binding; calcium channel activity.